UUAAAUAUCGAUUCUGUAUUGUGAAAAUCUAUAAUGGAUCUCAUUGAGUAUUGUUAGUUUCAAGUUUUAUUGUUAUUGGGAUCGUACAGUAUGGGAUCAAUACUUGGGAGAUCGGCAGAAUUUGCGUAACUUGUUCUAACGCAGAUUGUGACAAAGACUUUUAUUAAAAUGUCUUCGUCAUCAUCUGAGGAAUCUCCACCGUCAGAUUCAUCAUCUUCAAAUUCACCACCAUCAGAUUCAUCAUCUUCAAAUUCACCACCAUCUUCCUCAUCAUCUCCACCAAAUAAUUCAAAUUCUCAAUCUCCUCCUUCUGACAAUAAUUCAUCAUCUGGAAACGAUAAUAGCUCCUCUUCUUCCGGUGACAAUAACAAUAACAAUAACAAUAAUAACUCAAACUCUCAAUCUGCUCCUUCUAACAGUAACAACAACAAUAACAAUAAUAAUAAUAAUUCAAACUCUCAAUCUCCUCCUUCUAACAGUAACAACAACAACAAUAAUAAUAAUAAUAAUAAUUCAAACUCUCAAUCUCCUCCUAAUAAUAAUAAUAGUAAUUCAAACUCUCAAUCUCCUCCUUCUAACAAUGACUCCUCAUCUGGAAACGAUAAUAAUUCCUCUUCAAAUGAUAACAACAACAGUAAUAACAACAAUAAUAACAGUAAUAACAACAAUAAUAAUCAUAAUAACAAUUCUGAUAACAAGUCAUCACCGCCUCCACCGAAAUCAUCGGAUUCAUCAAAAGGAGGUUCAUCGGCUCAUCCGCCGCCGCCACCCUCUCCACCAUCACAUAAUUCUCCUAACUCAAGAUCUCUUGCCCCUCCAAAGAAUCCCUCAUCAAAGUCAGAUGCUAAAGAUAACAAAACAGCACUCAGGGUUGGAGUUGCUGCUGGAGCAGGAUUAUUGUUUCUUGUUAUGAUAGUAUUCCUCAUAUCUUGUUGUAAACGAAAGAAGAAAAGGAAGCAUGCUCAAAUUGGCUACUAUAGAGACAAUUCUCACGGAGGAGUCAUGAACAGUCGUCACUACUAUAAUACCAGUGGACAACAUGGGAACAAUUGGCAGAAUAACAACAAACUCCAAUCAACAGAUCAGUUUGGCAAAAUGCCACCUAGUGCACAAGUAAGUUCAGAACACAGUUGGCCAAUUGCGCCACCGCCGCCGCCACCAAUGAUGAGUAGUAGUGAAAUGAGUUCUGCAGCUUUCUCUGGUCCACAUCAACCUCCUUUACCACCACCACAUCCAGCAAUGGCUCUUGGUUUUAACCAAAGUAGUUUUACUUAUGAUGAUUUAGCAGCUGCAACUGGAGGAUUUGCUAAGGCUAAUCUUUUAGGACAAGGUGGUUUUGGUUAUGUACAUAAAGGAGUUUUACCUAAUGGUAAAGAGAUUGCUGUUAAAAGUUUAAAAUCUAAUAGUGGACAAGGUGAAAGAGAGUUUCAAGCUGAGGUUGAAAUUAUAAGCCGUGUACAUCAUCGUCAUCUCGUGUCUUUGGUUGGGUAUUGUAGUGCUGGCUCUCAAAGGAUGCUUGUUUAUGAAUUUGUUGCCAAUAAUACUCUUGAAUAUCACCUCCAUGGAGCUGGUCGUCCACCUAUGGACUUCAAUACAAGGCACAGAAUUGCAUUAGGAUCUGCGAAAGGCUUUGCUUAUCUUCAUGAGGAUUGCCACCCUAAAAUUAUUCAUAGAGACAUUAAAGCUGCAAAUAUCCUAUUGGACGAAAAUUUUGAAGCCAAGGUGGCUGAUUUUGGAUUAGCUAAGCUUUCAUCUGACACCAAUACUCAUGUAUCCACCCGUAUAAUGGGAACUUUUGGGUACUUAGCACCAGAGUAUGCUUCAAGUGGCAAACUAACUGAGAAAUCUGAUGUUUAUUCGUAUGGAGUUAUGCUUUUGGAACUUAUAACUGGACGUCGUCCAAUAGAUAUGGAUGGUGACGAUGAUACCUUAGUUGAAUGGGCAAGACCUAUUCUCAUUCGUGCAACAGAGGGUGGAGAUUAUGAUGAACUAAUAGAUCCACGUUUGGAGGGGAAAUUUGAUGCACAACAGAUGUUAUGUAUGGUGGCAUGUGCUGCUGCAUCAAUCAGGCAUUCUGCUAAAAGACGUCCGAAAAUGAGUCAGAUUGUACGUGCUUUAGAAGAUGAUGUUACUUUGGACGAUUUAAAUGAGGGAGGAAAACUUGGCCAUAGUGCAACUCUUAGUUCUGGUGGAAGUUCUGAACAUGAUGGAGGUUCAUAUGACAUAAGAAAAUUCAGAAAAUCCAGCAUGUCAAGUCAAGAAUACUCAAGCAGUGAAAAUGGUGAAUCUCGUGAAUUUCGCCAAAGCAAGAAGUGAACAUGUUGCCCUUAAUCAGAAUCAAUAUUGCUCUUGAAAAAAAUGGGGGGUUACUUCAACUUUCCAUGUAAUUAUCAAUUUCAUUUGUUUAUGUAUAAUUACUAAAUUAUAGACACAAUACACAAUCAUUGACCAAUUUGAACUUGAUCAGAAAGAUGCUUUAGGUACUUAAGAUUGGUCUCUUUGGUGGAAUAAUAAUGUUCUUCUAUCACGAAGUAGGCGAUCGCAAUUUUGUGUCAGGAUUUCUUUUUGUGAGUUAGUCAUCUUGUUUUGUUAAAAGUGAAAACAAUUGAUGUGCAUUGGUUUGCACAAUACAUUUUGAUACAAUUUAAUUUGCAUCCUUGGCUA
This is a messenger RNA of Nicotiana attenuata, 2664 nucleotides long. Its product is annotated as putative proline-rich receptor-like protein kinase PERK6. NCBI's taxonomy places the organism in Eukaryota, Viridiplantae, Streptophyta, Magnoliopsida, Solanales, Solanaceae. Gene Ontology annotation, biological process: protein phosphorylation. The coding region runs from base 169 to 2316 and encodes 715 amino acids. Gene Ontology annotation, molecular function: ATP binding; protein kinase activity. The transcript has 9 exons. The record is from RefSeq and is a predicted model, not a curated record.